Hylaeus anthracinus is the source of this 1491-nucleotide messenger RNA. RefSeq names its product annexin B9-like. The record is from RefSeq and is a predicted model, not a curated record. Gene Ontology annotation, molecular function: calcium-dependent phospholipid binding; calcium ion binding. The transcript is spliced from 7 exons. Gene Ontology annotation, cellular component: cytoplasm. Bases 114 to 1085 code for a protein of 323 amino acids. NCBI's taxonomy places the organism in Eukaryota, Metazoa, Arthropoda, Insecta, Hymenoptera, Colletidae.
UUCUCCCUGGUUCUCCCAGUUUCCUUUAGUCAGUCGCGAACAGCGAAGAACGCGUAGAAUCCAGCAGAGGAUUGAACAAGAUCUACUAUUACUUCAGACAAGCCCUUUUGAAGAUGUCUGCCAGCCAGUACUAUCACGUGCAGUGCACACCAACAGUGUACCCUGCAGAUCCCUUCAACCCAGAGGAAGAUGCAGCCCUCCUUAGAACCGCCAUGAAGGGCUUUGGCACAGACGAACAGACUAUUAUCGACGUCCUCGCCCAUCGUGGCAUCGUUCAGCGUCUCGAGAUAGCAGAUAAAUUCAAGACAAUGUAUGGAAAGGACUUAAUCUCUGAAUUAAAAUCAGAACUGGGUGGCAAUUUCGAGAAUGCCAUCUUGGCAUUAAUGACGCCCUUGCCAGAAUUCUAUGCCAAAGAGCUUCAUAAAGCAAUUUCUGGAAUGGGCACGGACGAAGGUGCCCUGAUUGAGGUGCUAGCGUCGCUUAGUAACUACGGAGUUAAGACCAUAUCUGCUGUUUACAAAGAUUUGUAUGGAAAUGAGCUGGAGGAUGAUCUGAAGAGCGAUACUUCUGGCCAUUUUAAGAGGCUACUGGUCUCUCUUUGCUGUGCCAACAGAAACGAGAACUCAGACGUCGACGAAGAAGCUGCAAUAGCUGACGCUGAGAAACUCCUAGAAGCUGGCGAAGGCCAAUGGGGAACAGACGAGAGUACAUUCAAUGCUAUCCUCAUUACUAAAAGCUUCCCUCAAUUGAGAAAGAUUUUCAAAGAGUACGAACGUCUCUCUGGGAACAGUCUCGAGGACGCCAUCAGAAGAGAAUUCUCAGGAUCCCUCGAAGAUGGUUAUCUUGCAGUGGUGAAAUGUACCCGCGACAAGACUGGCUACUUCGCGGAGCGCCUAUACAAAGCAAUGCGUGGCCUAGGCACUGACGACACAACCUUAAUUCGCAUAAUCGUAGCACGAUCAGAGAUCGAUCUAGGAGACAUCAAAGACACCUAUCAAAGAAUCUAUGGCCAGUCCCUCGCAGGCGACAUCGACAGCGAUUGUACCGCUGAGUGGAAACGCCUCCUGAUCGCGAUGCUGAAUUAAGAAAACGUUUCAGCGUUGUUGUAAUUAAAAUUCGUCCAGAUAAAUACUCGAAUGUUUACCAAAGCUCUAUAUAAAGCAGCACUAGGAAGAUUAUCGUUGUUCGAGGUUUGAAUUAUAUUAGAAAGAUUGAGCUAAACAAACAAAGUUAGAGAAUAUUGAAAUCGAGAAAUUUUUGGAGCUUCGCGAAUGUGAAUAAUUGUUAAAUGUGAUUGAAAUGUAUACAUUCCUCUUGUUUUAAAUAUAGUCGAUAGUUUGCAUUCCAUAAAUAUACAUUGUUAUACAUAUAUUAUUUUAUAUUAGAGUUGUAGCUACAAAAUUUUUUAUGUGAAAUUAAACCUAGUCUGUGAUGGCAUGUGCAAAACGAUAUUUGUUAUUAUACAUCAAAUAUAUUUAAAGCAUUAUAUGA